AAGCACUCCAUUUCUCGACUUCCCUCCUCAAGCUGUUCCCAUCUGUUGGAAGUUCCUCUUCCAGCUCCUCUCAUCCUUUUGGUUUUCUGCGAUUCUUCCUCACUGCAGAGAAGAAGAAGAGACGGCAGGAAGAGGGGCCGAUGGAUGUCCGCGACUCAAUCCAAAGCCAGACAGAGUCAAGCUUGCUCCUGGCGAGCCGCAUCGCCCUGAGCGAAGCAAGGGAAGUCAACCUCGUCUUCUCCCCCCUCACCCUCCACAUCGCCCUUUCCAUGGUGGCCGCUGGAUCGAAAGGACGGACUGGUGAUCAGAUACUGUCGUUCCUGAGGGCAAGAACCAACGAGGAGCUCAACUCGCUCUCUGCCCAGAUCGUUUCCCUGAUUCUCGCCGACGGGAGCACUCUUGGAGGUCCGACGCUGUCCUCUGCAAACGGCGUCUGGGUCGACGAAUCCAUGCCGUUGAAACCGGCCUUCGCGGAGAUCGUGAAGGGCGUCUAUGGAGCAGAAGCCAAGGCCGUCGAUUUUCAGACGAAGGCAAUUGAAGUAGAAAAUGAAGUGAACUCAUGGGCGGAAGGGCAGACUAAUGGACUUAUUAAAGAACUUCUUCCAUCUGGCUCCGUUAACAAUUUAACUAGGCUUAUCCUUGCCAAUGCACUUUACUUUAAGGGCGCCUGGAAAGACAAGUUUGAUGCAUCUGUUACCAAAGAAGGCUCUUUCUAUCCUCUGAGCGGGGAAUCUGUACAAGUCAUGUUUAUGACUAGCUCGAAGAAGCAGUUCGUUGCUGCUUUUCCUGGUUUCAAAGUACUCAAGUUGCCUUAUGGGCAAGGCGAGGAUAAAAGGCUUUUCUCCAUGUAUCUUUUCCUUCCUGAUGAGAGAAAUGGGCUGCAUAAUCUGGUAGAAAAAGUUGGUUCAGAUCUGGAUUUCAUAAAUAGGCAUCUUCCUUCAAACAAAGUGAGUGUCGGUCAGUUCAUGAUUCCUAAGUUCAAAAUUUCUUAUGGUUUUGAAGCAUCUGGGGUUCUCAAACAGAUGGGGUUGUUUUUGCCCUUCUCUGGUGAAGCUGAACUUACUGAGAUGGUUGAUUCGCCUUUGGGAAAUAAAUUGUCUGUAUCCAGCAUAUUCCACAAAUCUUUUAUUGAGGUUAAUGAAGAAGGAACUGAAGCUGCUUCUGCAACUGCUGCUGUGGUAAUGUUGCGGUCUGCCAUGAUGCCACAACCACCUAUAGACUUCGUAGCUGAUCAUCCAUUUCUGUUUCUAAUACGAGAAGAACUAACGGGGGUUUUGCUAUUUGUUGGUCAUGUGCUCAAUCCUCUUCUCGCUGCUUAACCUAAAAGCUUGGCCCUUUGAUCUCUUUGCCUCAACCCGGCUUGGAUGUUUUAAGCUUCUGCUACAUUCUCCGGUCGGUCAUUAGUGGACAAAACCAGUUUGAAAUGAACCAUAAGAUGCAGUGUAGGUAACGAAAGGGUGAUGGAAAGUCAUGAACAACUACUUUGUAUUGUAUGUUAUCCGCUUUACAAAUCACUUUCGGAUUGAGACAGUUUUCUUGUUUCAUGUUUAUUAGUUGUGCUACUGCUAAUUGAUGAGCUUAUUGUCAGAUAAGUUGCUGCAUA
This is a messenger RNA of Nymphaea colorata (pocket water lily), 1603 nucleotides long. Its product is annotated as serpin-ZXA-like. The transcript has 2 exons. Gene Ontology annotation, molecular function: serine-type endopeptidase inhibitor activity. The record is from RefSeq and is a predicted model, not a curated record. The coding region runs from base 141 to 1319 and encodes 392 amino acids. NCBI's taxonomy places the organism in Eukaryota, Viridiplantae, Streptophyta, Magnoliopsida, Nymphaeales, Nymphaeaceae.